Messenger RNA from Salvelinus namaycush (lake trout), 947 nucleotides. Its product is annotated as C-type natriuretic peptide 1-like. Gene Ontology annotation, biological process: receptor guanylyl cyclase signaling pathway; cGMP biosynthetic process. Gene Ontology annotation, cellular component: extracellular region. Gene Ontology annotation, molecular function: hormone receptor binding; hormone activity. The transcript is spliced from 2 exons. NCBI's taxonomy places the organism in Eukaryota, Metazoa, Chordata, Actinopteri, Salmoniformes, Salmonidae. The record is from RefSeq and is a predicted model, not a curated record. The coding region runs from base 42 to 614 and encodes 190 amino acids.
GUGGUGGUCAUUGCUCUGUGUAGUCAUAAACAUUUUUCUGUAUGGUUUCAGAGAUGUAUUAUAGUUGUAUCAAUAAUCACUGUAUUAUCUAUAUUGGCAUAUUAAUAUUAAUUCCUCUCUGUUUUUCCAGAAUCCUGUUGUCAUUGCAGUGUCAGUGUAGUCGUGUCCAGCCAGUCUCCUGCAUUACUGUUCCCGCCCUCCCUCUACUCACUGCUGCCAUGCUGUACCCAGCUCUGCUCUGUGCUGCUCUGCUCCUGAUAGCACCCCUGGGGCACACAGAGGGGCGCACCCUGCACCCCUCACCUGAUGCCAUCCAGUUUGUUGAGCAGUUUCUGGAUCGCUACAACGACCUGACCCUGGAUGACCUGGAGAACCUGGUGAGCAGCCAACCAGAGGAGCCCUCCUCUGCUUUUACUUCCACGGUCAAAGUCGCUGAGUACCCCAAAUGGGCUGACAUACCAGCACAGGGCGACAGCACCUGGCUCCGCCUCCUGAAGGGGACCCUGGCCAAUCAGAAAAGAGCUGUGACGGACCGGUCGAGGAGGGGGUGGAACCGAGGAUGCUUCGGACUCAAACUGGACAGGAUCGGGUCAAUGAGUGGACUGGGCUGCUAGUGGAGAGAGAGGAAGAGACUGACGUCCCUCAGGGGAUAUGAGGACGAACACACAGUAGGCUGCUACACAGCACACAGUCAUUUACACACAUGCGGUGAAUACAAGGAUGUUAAUGUGAGUACAAAGGAGGUCUACAUGUAGCGUAGCUGUAGUGUACUUGCUGUAGUGCUAAUGUGGUUCCAUCGAGCUUAAAGAAAGUUACUCUGUAUGUCUCCUGGCUGUUGGAAGGGGUUAGCUGUACUUAUACUGUACAUCUAUUCAUUUGAAUCUUGAAAGUAUCAGAGUUAUGUUUACAUCAAGCUGUUAUUCUAUUUUAAGUCUCUGAGUGUUGUU